Molecule: messenger RNA, 1506 nt
Organism: Aptenodytes forsteri (emperor penguin)
Lineage: Eukaryota; Metazoa; Chordata; Aves; Sphenisciformes; Spheniscidae
Gene: GTF2A1L
Product: general transcription factor IIA subunit 1 like
Exons: 9
Coding region: 1-1506 (501 amino acids)
Biological process (GO): transcription by RNA polymerase II; transcription initiation at RNA polymerase II promoter
Cellular component (GO): transcription factor TFIIA complex
Source: RefSeq, a predicted model, not a curated record
AUGGGAGAGACCCAUGAUGAGUGUCAGGUGGUGGAGCCUAAACUAUACAAGUCCAUUAUUGAAGAUGUGAUCGAAGGUGUGCGGGAUCUCUUUGCAGAAGAGGGUUUAGAGGAACAGGUUCUGAAAGACUUGAAGCAGCUUUGGGAAACCAAGGUGAUGCAGUCUAAAGCAACAGAAGGCUUCUUCAGACAUAGCCACCAUUCUCCACAGUUUACCCUGCAGUUGCCGCACAAUUUCCACCGCGUUCUGCAGGCUUCAGCAGCUUCUUUAGUCAUCCCAACUGGCAGAGGUUUUCAGCAUUUCACAGCAGCAGAUCUGGGUGCUUCACGAGCGGGUGCAACUCUUACUCUCCCUUCGGGUAUUGCUUAUCCUAUACAUGUACCAGCUGGAGUGACGCUACAGACGGCAUCUGGGCACCUUUAUAAGGUAAAUGUGCCUGUUAUGGUUACACAGGCAGGAGAUGCAAGUAUUCUACAUCAUCCUGUUCAGCAGAUAUUUCAGCCCCUUGGGCAACAUUCAGUUCUGCAAGCCAACAUUGCCGGUGUUGCACAGGUGAAUGCAUCUUCUGCCCAGGCAGCUGCUGAAACAUUGCAACCCCAGGAGACUGCUGUCCAACAGACCAUGGUAUUUCAACCAAAUGUCAUGGAAAAAACCCACCUGGAGAACUCUGCCAAUACUACGUUGGUCCAGCAGCCUUCUGUGAGUCAGCAGCAACUUGUGACUAAUGCAGUGUUGAAUCAGCAUGCAGACUCAACAGAAAAAUCUCAGCAUGGCAACCUUCAUACAGCUGUGUUUACUCCAGAAUCCUCUGAAGGGUUUUCUCCUGCUGAAUCCUUGGCAAACAACUCGAGUGGUAUCCUGCUGGAUGUGGAGGGGCAGUUAGACAUUGAGCCUCAAGAGGCAGUGCAGCAGCAGGUGUCUGAUGAUAUCAUUGACCUGAUUAUCACGGGCAAAAGUUUGGAUGAUAAAGCUGUUCUGAAAGAUCAGGACAGCAUUGCUUCCUCUGACAAGAUGGAACCUACUGAGCAGAUGGAAUCUAAUUUACGAUCAGAGAAGGAUAUCUGCAGUGACAUUGAAGGCAUAAUUCAGCUAGAUGGAACUGGUGAUGUUUCUCCCAAGGAAGAAAUACCACAUACAAAAGAUAGGGAAGAGAAUGAAUUCAUUGGCAUUAUUGAAUCAGAGGAUCUAAAAGUUCUGGAGGAUGUGGAUGAGGAAGACGAUGAUGAAGAAUGUGACAGUAUUUCAAACACUGAGUCUAGCAGCAGUGGUGGUGAUAAUGAAGAGCCCCAAAUAGAUAUAGUUGAGGAGGACCCCUUAAAUUCUGGUGAUGAUGUCAGUGAACAGGACGUUCCAGACUUGUUUGACACAGACAAUGUGAUAGUUUGUCAGUAUGACAAGAUACAUCGAAGUAAGAAUAAAUGGAAGUUCUACUUAAAAGAUGGAGUGAUGUCCUUUGAGGGUAAAGACCAUGUUUUUGCAAAAGCCAUUGGAGAUGCAGAGUGGUGA